AGAAAUUCCACGUUCAGUGCACUGUUUCCUCACACACACACACACACACGAUUUGAUUUGCACUGUGACUCACGCAAGACAUUUGUAUGGACUGUAACCACUGCGCGAAAGCAACUUAACGACAGCCAUGGACGAAGUUUUAGAUGAAGUUGUUCCUACAGAAGAUUUGAAGAAAUAUGAAAAGGUUUAUCAUGAGCAGCUGAGCAGUGGAAACAUAACACAAAAAGCUCAGUUUGAGUAUGCAUGGUGCCUAGUACGUAGCAAAUACUCUGGCGACAUCCGUAAAGGCCUUAUUCUUCUUGAAGAGCUCUUCCACACUGAUAAGGAAGAAAGCAAAAGGGAUUAUUUGUAUUAUCUUGCUAUUGGUAAUGCAAGAAUAAAGGAAUACAACAAGGCACUUCAAUAUGUUCGAGGUUUUCUCCAGAUUGAACCUGGUAAUCAUCAAGUUCAUGACCUUGAGGUUGUCAUCAAACGAAGAAUGGAAAAAGAGGGGCUUGUUGGAGUAGCACUAACCGGUGGCAUUGUACUUGGUAUCGCUGGGGUUGUGGGUCUUGCAUUGGCCCUUGCCAAGAAGAAAUAAAUGUUUAUUUUACUUUAUCAUUUUGUUGCAAAAUUCGUUAUGUAUCAACAGUUUUAGUCAAGGACACUAAAAUAUCCUCAUUGUCUCAGGAGCAGCAGCCUGUACCAAAGUUUUCAAACAACUCAUGCAGACUUUUUUUUGUCCAAAAAAAAAUAAAAUUUUGUCGUAAUGUUUAACUUUGUGAAAGGUAUAGCCUUGACUUUUGUGAUCUGAUAAUUAUGGGCUAGCGAAAUGUUAGGUUCCAUUUCCUGAACACAUAUUUGCUUCAUUUUCUGUGCACCAGAUGUGUGGUCUUGACAAAAGAUUACAUAUGAUCUGUAAAUUAAAAAGAAUUGCCUGUUUUAUGAUAGAUUUUUGUCUGCUUGUUUUACAUCUGUGUUUUCCUUAAUUUAUCCAAAAGUAAAUCACAAGUUUAAUUCAAAAGUAAAGAAGUCAUGGAGUAUCAUUUUACUUUGCUGAAUGUCCUUAAAAUAACCUGUUCCAGUUGUCAGCCUAAUCAUUGAGCUUGAAAGCCGCCUUCAGUAUAAAUACUUCUGUUUAUUGCAAUUUUGGUAAUCUAGGUAGUGUUUUGUAUUAACAAAUUUCAGUAUCAGCCCUACAUUGGUGUGAAACAAAUUUAUUUUAUGUUUGACUGAGCCAUCUCCUUUCCAUUGUUUAGCAUUUUACAAGGACUCUAGAGUGAUUCUUUCAGGAUGUUCUAAUCUUGCUUUACUACAAUUUUUGAAGUACCUAUUCUUAUGCACCAUAGUGUGAUUGUAUGUGAAAUGAAUGAAUGAAAUAUUCUUUGUUAACUGUCAUCAUUGGGUUUUUGGUUAUCUAUGGGAUUGGAAUUUUCAAUAACGGCAUGGCCUACUACAUUUGUGUCAAAGAAUUUUAUAAAAACCAACAACAAAAAUAUUCAUUCCCUAUACAUUCUAUUAACCUUUGUGAUUGCUUUGUAAUUGUACUCUGGAGAUCCUUGGGUACUUUGCAUAGCACUGUAAUUGUACAUAUUGCUAAGGUAUUUCCUUUGGCAUGUAUAGUAUUUGAACUUGUUUGAUGUAGAGCGUCAAUAUAAUUGUGAAUCCAUUGGGUAUUUUCCUUUGUUAGUUUUUAUUGCCCUAGUUUUAGAAACCUUUUGAAUGGUAGCAGUCUUUACCGUGUGAUAUAUACGACCAUGAUUGUUCGUUAAGAACUGAGUUACUCCUUAUCCUAGUAACAGUGUCUUGCAAAAGGCCAAACCAAGAUUAAGGCUUGUAAUUUUUUAAGGAGUGCUCUCACACCAUUGCAAUCUUGUCUGAUUUUUAGCAUUUACUUUGAAUUCUUUAUUGUUUUCCAGAAAAAGCAUGUUACUGACGGUAUUUUCUUUUUCCUUCAAAUGUUUCAGAGGAUUUUUCAAUGGUCCAAUGACCCCAAAAUGCUUCUGCCAGUCCCCAAGGAAAAUAAUUUUCUCAAAUUUUCUCACCAUGACGUCUGUGUGAACCUUUUUUUUUUUUUAAUUUUUGCACUUGAAAGGUUACUGGUGAUGUCAAUAAAUGUCAUAUUGACCCCAUUGAGAAAUCUUUGACAAUUUUACGAGUAACUUGUUAGCCUUGUCCCUUUGUUCCCGAUCGCUUCAUCUAUGAGCUACACUAUGAUUGUAAUGGCACCAAUUCCAAGCCUAAAUAUAUCUUGGGAAUUCAUUGAGCUGAUUUACAGGUGUGAGAAGUGGUUCAAAUGUUGUUGAUAAUUUAUUUAUAGACUGAAAAGCUUUUUAACAUUCUGCAAACAAAUUUACAGUUGUUAAAAAAAUUGUCACAAACUGGUUGAUUAUUUGCUUAACUCACUGUAAAAAUCACGCCAAAGACUUGUAAAGCUGGUGUUAUCUAUUACCUGUCUUCAAUAAACACAAUUAUUUUCUAAAUCA
Frankliniella occidentalis (western flower thrips) is the source of this 2465-nucleotide messenger RNA. It is a transcript of the gene Fis1, whose product is annotated as mitochondrial fission 1 protein. The transcript is spliced from 4 exons. The record is from RefSeq and is a predicted model, not a curated record. Gene Ontology annotation, biological process: peroxisome fission; autophagy of mitochondrion; mitochondrial fission. NCBI's taxonomy places the organism in Eukaryota, Metazoa, Arthropoda, Insecta, Thysanoptera, Thripidae. Gene Ontology annotation, molecular function: protein binding. Gene Ontology annotation, cellular component: peroxisomal membrane; mitochondrial outer membrane. The coding region runs from base 128 to 580 and encodes 150 amino acids.